Molecule: messenger RNA, 1626 nt
Organism: Suncus etruscus (white-toothed pygmy shrew)
Lineage: Eukaryota; Metazoa; Chordata; Mammalia; Eulipotyphla; Soricidae
Gene: PYROXD1
Product: pyridine nucleotide-disulphide oxidoreductase domain 1
Exons: 12
Coding region: 67-1575 (502 amino acids)
Molecular function (GO): flavin adenine dinucleotide binding; oxidoreductase activity
Source: RefSeq, a predicted model, not a curated record
UUCCCGGACUCGUUUGCUCGCUUGAUUGCGCUCCCCGACAAGUGCUCGGGAGUCGACUCCCGGGACAUGGAGGCGACACGUCGCUCCGGGACGGCGGGAAAGCUGGUCGUCGUGGGCGGAGGCAUUGCCGGGGUCACGUGUGCCGAGCAGUUGGCUGUUCAGUUUCCAUCAGAAGAUAUCCUCCUGAUAACAGCAUCUCCUGUUAUUAAAGCAGUCACAAACUUCAAGCAGGUGUCUAAAGUAUUGGAAGAAUUUGAUGUUGAAGAACAACCAAGUACCAUGUUAGAAAACCGCUUUCCCAACAUUCAGGUGAUAGAAUCUGGAGUGAAGCAGCUGAAGAGUGAAGAACAUUGCCUUUUAACAGAAGAUGGCGGUGAGCACUUUUAUAAGAAACUCUGCCUGUGUGCUGGAGCUAAACCAAAGUUGAUCUGCAAGGGAAAUCCAUAUGUGUUGGGAAUCCGAGACACCGACAGUGCCCAGGAAUUUCAGAAACAGCUAAGCCAAGCUAAAAGAAUACUCAUUGUAGGCAACGGUGGCAUUGCACUUGAACUAGCAUAUGAAAUUGAGAGCUGUGAAGUGAUUUGGGCCAUUAAAGAUAAAGCUAUUGGGAAUACUUUCUUCGAUGCAGGAGCAGCAGAAUUCUUAACUUCUAGGCUCACUGCUGAGAAGCCAGAGACUGCUAUUGCCCAUAGAAGAACCAGGUACACCGCAGAAGGAAACAAAAAAAAGUCACAAAGCAAAGCCAGUGCUGGUAAUACCGGGAGUGCCUUGGGACCUGAUUGGCAUGAAGGCUUGAACCUUAAAGGAACUAAAGAGUUCUCUCAUAAGAUUCACAUUGAAACCUUAUGCGAAGUUCAAAAAAUCUACCUUCAGGAGGAAUUUAGAAUUGCUGAAAAAAAGUCCUUGCCUUUUCCAACAGCUUACCAAAAUGAAUCAGUUACAACUGAUAAAGAGUUAUGGCCUGUGUAUGUGGAGCUGACCAAUGGAAAGAUCUAUGGCUGUGAUUUCAUUGUCAGUGCUACAGGAGUUACACCAAAUAUAGAACCUUUCCUCACUGGCAACAGCUUUGCUCUAGGCGAGGAUGGCGGCCUGAAGGUGGACGACCAUAUGCGCACCUCUGUGGCUGAUAUCUAUGCUGCAGGGGACAUCUGUACUGCAGCCUGGCAGCCCAGUGCCCUCUGGCAACAGAUGAGGCUUUGGACACAAGCUAGACAGAUGGGAUGGUAUGCUGCCAAGUGUCUGGGUGCAGAUAUUUCAGGACAUGUUAUUGAGAUGGAUUUCAGCUUUGAACUUUUUGCUCAUGUAACAAAAUUUUUUAACUAUAAGGUUGUAUUACUGGGAAAAUAUAAUGCACAGGGCUUAGGUUCUGAUCAUGAAUUAAUGCUGAGAUGUACCAAAGGACAAGAAUACAUCAAAGUCGUCAUGCAAAAUGGGCGAAUGAUGGGAGCUGUCUUAAUUGGUGAAACUGAUUUAGAAGAAACAUUUGAAAAUUUAAUUUUAAACCAAAUGAAUCUUUCAUCGUAUGGAGAAGAUCUACUAGAUCCAAAUAUUGAUAUUGAAGAUUAUUUUGACUAAAAUGGACAUGUCAAGUAAUGUAUGUUCCAGAUAAUACAAAGUCAUUGAUUU